Messenger RNA from Medicago truncatula (barrel medic), 2610 nucleotides. RefSeq names its product zinc finger CCCH domain-containing protein 17. Lineage: Eukaryota; Viridiplantae; Streptophyta; Magnoliopsida; Fabales; Fabaceae. Gene Ontology annotation, molecular function: mRNA binding; metal ion binding. The coding region runs from base 269 to 2308 and encodes 679 amino acids. The record is from RefSeq and is a predicted model, not a curated record. The transcript has 3 exons.
UGUAAAUCUUACAAUUUCGACAAAAAUCACAAAAAUAAAACUAAACCACGCUUACUUGUUUUACCACAAAGCCCAUCAUCAUCGCAUUCUCUUAUUCUCUCUCCCCCUCUCUAUAACAAAUAAAACUCUGUUUCUCUCUCUCCUCUACUCUCUCUCUCUCUCUCUACCCAAUUUCUGUGGCGGCUCUCUCUCUACCUCUACUUCUUCUCCUCUUCUCAGAUUGAGAUUUGGAUCCAUCGAUCUCUUCUUCUGGGUUGGGUUGUUCGCCAUGGUUGCCCAACAGCCACAACUUCAGAUUCAGACUCAGCAACCUACACCUUCUCCUCAAGAUGAAGCCUUGAAAAGGAAUACCGAUUGUGUCUACUUUCUUGCUUCUCCCCUGACAUGCAAAAAGGGAAACGAAUGUGAGUACCGCCAUAGUGAGUAUGCUAGAGUCAAUCCUAGAGAUUGUUGGUAUUGGUUGAAUGGUAACUGCUUGAAUCCCAAGUGUUCAUUCCGUCAUCCGCCUCUUGACGGGUUGUUAGGAACACCACCGGCAACUGCUGCUACUGCUGGACCAUCUGUCCCCGCGCCACAGAUUGCGGCAACAUCUGCAACCCAUGCACCACCUUAUAAUGCUAGUAAACAAGCUGUGCCUUGCAUUUUCUUUCAAAAGGGGUUUUGCUUAAAAGGUGACAGAUGUGCCUUCCUGCAUGGACCAAACCCUACCAAUGGUAGUAAAAUAGCUCCACAGGGGUCAAUGACGAUGACCAACCAAGGAGCUGAGAAUCCAAGUUUUAAGAAACCUUUUGGCGGCAUUGAAAAACAUGCACAAGAAAAGAAAACUUCCCAAGCAAAUGUUGCAAGUGUUGAAGCUAAACCUCUCCAAAAAUUUGAGACUGCUCCACAGAAAAAUAUGUUUAAGUUGGGGAAGCAUGUACCGCCACCACCUGCAGGGUUUGACAAUGAGGCUUCGCGAUUUAAGACAAGUAGUUCUCCACCGCCAACCAAUGGUUCUAAUGCCAGAUCUAAUCGUGUGCAUCAGCCUCGUUUGCCAGAUGAUCACAGUUUCCAUAGUGGUAAGGAUAAUGACGAGUUUCUCAGAGAGUCAUCUCCUGGAUUUGAUGUUCUUGUAGCCGACGAACUUAGAAAUUCUGAUUACUAUCAUGGGGAAGAUGAAUUUGGUAAAACAAGAGGUCAAGAUGAAAGAGGCCCAGACUCUCUGAAUGAAUAUGAUGUUGGACAUUCUGCUGAUUAUAGUUUAGCUGCUGAUAUUGAUCGAGAUAGAUUUCGUGCGCCCCAAGGUUAUGACUCAUAUGAUCACAUGCAAGAGCCAUAUGGCUGGGAACCUAGAAAGGGAUCAGCCCAAAUAGAAAGAAGGACUCAUCACAGAUCUCGCAGUCCUGACAGUGUUGAGGUCUCAGAUCUCCGACAUCGUUUAUCCAAGCGCAGGAAGGGAAAUGGCCUAAAAUCUGUCGUCGCUCAUGAUGAGGAGCAAAGUCAUCGAUUUUCUCGGAAGGAUUCACACCAGUUACCUUCAAAUGAGAGAUCCGUCAAUAAUCGUUUCCGAGGCAGAAUAAAUCUUCCACCAAACGGUGGUGACGGUCACCUAGAGAGGGACUUAGAUAGAGGAAGAAUCAGCAGUCACCUAGAGAGGGACUUGGACAGAGGAAGAAUCAGUGGCCGGUUGUCAUCUGGAAGGCUGCAAUCACCUCAUGAGGGAAGGAUCCAGGAUAGAUUAAGAGGAAGGUUGCCAGAUGAUGAGAGGAGAAAUUUCAGCAGUCGAUCGAAUGAGGACCGAAGUGGGUUCUCUGCGCCAAAAAGUCUUGCUGAACUUAAGUAUGGGAGGAACACUGAGAAUAAUGACCAACAAUCAUUUGGAAAGAGGAAAAGCUUGAGGGAUCACCAACAAUAUGAAGAUGAUGCACCAUUUGAAGGUCCAAAACCACUUAGUGAAAUUCUGAAGGAGAAGAAAGGAGUUGGAGCUGGUGCAGGCUCCUCCAACAGUAGCAAACAUGAUGACAAUAAGAAUGAAGGAAUUACCGAAAAUGGAACAUUGUCAGAGAGCAAGGAAGAAGAGUCCAAGAUUCAGGCUGCUGAUGGAGUUGAGAAUACUGAUGUAACUCACGGUCAAUCGUCCGAGGAAGGAAUGAUAUACGAUGAAGCUGCCGAAGAUCAGGAGUAUGAAGGUGAAGGAGAUUAUGAAUAUGAGCAAGGUGAUGAGGAGUAUGAGUAUGAACAAGUUGAGGGCGAAAAUCAAGAGCAAGAAUAUAUGGAAGAUGAAGAUGGGGAUGACUUUGCCAAGAAGAUUGGUGUUGUUCUUUCAUAAUUUUUAUGGAGAAGCUCAUAAACAUAUUUUGCUAUUGAUAAUGAUCUCUGAUGAGACCUUAUAUUGUCUCUUUAACUUAGCAGCAUUUUUCUGCUUAAGCAUGUAGACCUCAACUGGAGUAUAUCUGUCAAUUUUCAUUUUCUUGUAUUGAUUUUUACAGUGUUUUAAUCUGAUUGAGUGGAUAUUUUUAUGUAAGAAGAAGUGGGGCAUUUUGCUGUACUCUCAUGCAGAGUGCAAGCCUGUAACGUUAGAGAGUUAAUAAUAUUUGCAGUUACAAUACAGUUUUUUCCUUUUAGUUGAUA